UCCGCUCAGGUUUUCAUCUCCGCGCUCUCAGCACCAUGAGUAAGACCGGCACGCUGAGGGGUUUCUUUAAACAAAAAUCCGCAGACAAGGAAAAAGAAAAGGAGAAAAAGGAGCUAAAACGAGCCGCGACCAUCCACCGGGAUGAUCCCAGCUCUCUGCAGGGGGACCCGGGGCCCCUGCGCCCCUGGGAGGGGGGAGCGCAUCCAGAGGAUGAGACCCCCUGUUCCCCGAAAGAGAAGAAGUCAAAGCGGUUCCUGUCCUUAAAGCUCAGGAAGAAAAAGAAUAAAAAAGAAGAAGAUGGAGGAGAUAUGUUCGAGGAACUGGACAGCUUCAACAGCCGCAUGAGCUACGACCAGAUGAGCGUUUCCACAGAGUGCAGUUUCCGGCCAGGAUCGGACUGGGACCCUCAUUCUGAGCAGUCCUCUGUGAUCAACCUAGAUAUGAACCAGCCGACAAGCCCCAUGUCUCCCUCCAAACUCAAGGGAGAAAAAAGAGGCAUGUUUGGUCGAAUCGCCAACUUUUUAAACAAAAAGAAAAGCAAUAGUCGGCAUCAGUCUAACAGCUCUGCAAAUUCAAGCCAGCCAACAUCUCCUGUAUCUCCCCGUUUCUUUGCAUCCCAACUAGAGGAUGAAUUAACGCCUCUCACAGAUUCCCAUAAACGAUCACAGGAUGCUUCCGCCAAAGCUGAGCUGGAUGACUCCCUCAGCCAAAGCUCUGGCCCUAGCGUUUCCUCUCUGAUUGCAGUUGACCCAGAUCUCCCUUUCGCUGACAGCGGCAGCAGUGGCAGGAGCAGCGUGAAGGAGGUCCCUAUAUCCAGGGUCAGCACAGAUGGAGUUCAAAAGAAUUCUGGGAAUAUCACUCCCACCAGUGCAGAUUUUUCAUCUCCUGUUUGCCCAAACUCUGAUUCUGAUUUGGGAUUUGCAGAUUCAGUGGUGGAAGAAGUUAGCAAGAGAUUGCAGGUUAAUUUAGACAACAAUGUCCAGAGUUCCAGAGAGGAGAUCAUGGUCACCCCAACGACCCCAAUGUCACUUAAAACCCCAAUUUCUUUAAAGGUGGACAGCCCAAAGUCUCCUAACUUAAUAUCCAUAUGCUUAGCAUCAAAGAAAACCAUGGUGAAAGUUGGAGAGAAGGGCCACAGCACUGUGUUAAAAGGAAUUACUUUAAGCCAUCAAUUAUCCACAUCCCAUACUGCUACUAAUCAGCAAGACAAAAAUGCUCCAGACUCACAAAAGGAACAUUCAGGAGUCAAUAAACCUUCCUUUGGCCUGUCUGAGCAAACUGGCCCUGCAUGGAGCCCUCCGCCUGAGACAGAGCAAACACCCGAAGAGGAUUCUCCCAUCCAGCUCCAUAAAGCCAUCUGGGUUGAGACGUACCUGGGGGAGGAGCAGGAGGAGGAGGGAGAGAUGGAUGUAAUGAAACAAGGAGAGGAGGGCUUUAGAGUAGACUCGCCUCCUGUGCUGGCCAUACCUGUCACAGUAAUACCUGAGGAUGAGGUGGUAACUCAGUUUGAAACCCCACCUACCCCAACGGAGAGUUGGCUAUCCAGUGGCAGCUUGCCAGAGUCCGACAUCUCCUUGGCAACAACUUCAGAGGAGUUUCAAACAGCCUCGCACCAGUUGGAGGAGACCGACAGCGGAGCAAUCCCUCAACAGGAGCCCCUGAAGGAGAAAAAGAGAGAAACCCACCUGACUCGAAAGACUGUGAGUCUGCCAUCGAAGAGCAAAGUCAGUGCAGAGAAGGUCCUUAUUCAAGCAGAGUCGAGUUUGGAAGCUGCAGAGGAAGCUUUAACUUCCGAGACCUCGAAUGGAGUAGAGUUAAGCGGAUUGACGUCUCUCCAAAAAGACAGUGAAGCUAAAAUCAAAGAUGGCAUCACUAAAGCCCCACCAGCAACAACAGAAGAGCCUCAACAGGUUGACACUAACAACAUUCCUGCAUCCAUAGAGGAAAAAGAAACUGAAACCGCUUUAUCUGGAGAUACUACUGCAGCUUUAGACAUGAGCAAGUCUAAAUUACAAGAUGCAGACCCUGGAGUAAAAAGUCAAAGUAGUCUGAUGGCUUCUGCUAAACACAGUGGAACAGGAGCCGUGGGUAACCUGCAUGGUUCCACUGUAAGUGGACCAAAGAGCUCAGCUACUACUACUGGGUUCAAAGUGAAGAGUGUCUCAAGAAAGACCACAGCAGGAAAUAAAUCAGAAAUGACCAGUGAUCAUCCGCCACCCAGUGAGCGUAGCACUGAGAAGCGUGUUUCUGGGCUCCCAUUGUUAAAGGAUCAAAGCAGUGGUGGUCACUCAAAGUCGAGAAUUCCCAAAGUUUCAAAAUCAGAUGCUGAUGUAAAAUCUCCAGUAACCCCUGAUAAAAUAUCCGAUCAGGAUCUUUUGGGGUCAACAAUCAAUUCCAAACUGCCAAAACAACACAAACCAAAAGAACCUGUAAAACCUCCAGCAAAGCCUGUCAGAAAACCAAGUUUUGAAGAUCCCAAAAGUGGGAGAACUGCAUCCGGAAAUAAUUCUCCCACAAAGCUUAUGUACAAGACCCCGGUGAAGCUAAUUAAGGAAAAGUCUGAUGAGGUCUUUUUAGAUGACAUGGAGAAGGAGCCCGAGCAAAGAAGUGGUAAAAAAGGAUACCAUCCUGAUGGGGAAACCCUGCAGCAGAGCCAAUCACAGAGUGGCUCUUCCCAUGCAUCAAAGAGUAAGCUACCAGUUUCAUCUCCAACAAGAAAAACACAUAUCAGCGUUACUCCGACAAGGUGUAACUCAGACAAAGGAGAAACAGUCCAAAAACAGAGUCCAGUGUAUGAAGAAGACACUCCUGUUGAUGAGAAACCUGAAACUGAAUCACAGACGCCACAGCGAGAAAUACCAGAGAAAGGAACAGGAAGCAUGCUUUUAAAGACGUCUAAAAUUUCUAAGAGAAGCACAAGUCAUGAAGAGAGUGACACAUCAAGUCUUUUUCCUCCUCCUUCCAAACAAGAAUCAAAUGUAUUCUCAAGGCUCACUAAGCAAAAUGAAAACAUUAAAUUGAACAAAAUUCCCAUAAAGAACUCAACUGAAUCUCUAACAUCAGGCAGCAAGCUUCCAACCAGAAGUCAGAGAGGCUCCAAUAAAACAAAACCCAAAAUCCAACAAGAAUCACCAAAAUCUGAGGAUUCAAUCCUCAAUACAGAUGGGACUGUUAAAGAAACUGUUGCAGCAGAUAUUAUGAAGGACAGUGACUUUAAGUCUGCAGAGAAACCCUUUGAAAUCAGAGACAAACAAGCUAAAACUGCUGAAACUUUAUUUGAAGGUGACCUCACAGAUGGACAGAUUUCAAGCAUUCAGUCUAGAGAAAUAAGCAAGUCGAAAAUUUCAGGUGAUUCUCAAAAAACUGACACUGAUAAAAGAAAGCCGGAGGCCAAACAAGUUAAACCAGGAAAUCAAAAGGAAAACAAACAAAGACAGAAAACACUACCAUCCUCUAAAACUUACAACUCUGUUAAGGCCAAAGAUGAUUUAAAGGAGCUACCAGGAAAGACUAAAUUGAAAGUCUCCAAAGAUAAAACUCAUAGACUUAUGGUUUCAGACAUUAAACCAACUCCAAAGGAUGAAACCAUUAAAUCAACCGAACCUGAUUUGGAUGAAGGCAUUUAUGAUGACAUAACACAGGAUGGAGUUAUGCCUACAUCAGAAACAAGAAAAAAUCUUCCUGCUAAACCAGAUGAUGCACAUUUAGAGAGUCUUACUGUAGGAUCUGAUUGCCUUAACUCAGGGGACUUUUUGGAUGAUCAAACCAAAGCUGUAAAUUAUGAACUGUACCACACAGUAACCGAGGGAGCAGUGAAAGGUUUUGAAGCAGGGGAGAAAAUUAAAGAGGAGGUUGGAUGGAAACCAGCUGAGGCUUUGGAUGUAGAAACAGAAGCAGUGACUGUUUGUGAAUUGCCACAGAAUGUUGAAAAGCAGUCAAACAAAGAGGCUCUUUUAGGGGAAUCUGGAAGCAGGGAGAAAGACUCAAAGCCAAAUGAAAUGCUUAAUCGCACUGUGAUAGAAAGCUCAGAGUCACAAAACAGUUGUAAAAAGGAGCUUGAGGAAAGACCUCUGGACUUUGCAGGGGGAGGAGUUAUAGAUUCAGGGAAAACAGACCAUCUCUCAUCUGAGAAAAGCUUGCAGCCUGAAGCUAAAAAGAAACAACUGACAGUAGUUACAAAUGUCCUGAAAGGGGAGACUGAUAGUUUUGAAUCAAAGAGUGUAAUACUCAACACUACAGCAAGCGUGAUUGACGCUGAGCAGAAGACCCUCCUGCAAGAAGAUUCAGAGAGUGACUCUGGGAAAACAAGGCAGCAAAAUAAGGAAUCAGUGCAACCGAGUUCUGAAAUAUCAACCACUGGUUCAAAACUGUUGGACACUGAAUCUACAGAGAUUACCAAAGAAAAAGAGGUAUUGCCUAACAAAGACAAAACUGUGAACGAUAAAACAACUGAAAGAAAUGCUCAGACAUCAGUGAAAUCCAAAUCUGGAGCAGAAGAUAAACAUAUCAUAAACAGAGUUGGAUAUGAGAAUUAUAACUCAGAUUAUAACCAGAAGGCUGCUCGAAGUGAAAAGGGAAAGACAGAGGAUAAUGAAAAAGAUCCUACAGCCGUAGACCUACCAAUAGUGAAUGCCCACAAUGAAGAAAACAGGGUAAAAAAUGAAGCCAAAGAAAUCUCUAAAAGCUUUGAAAAAGAAAAUGUAAUUGCAGACAGUCAGGAUGGCAAAGAAAAUGUAGCAAAGACAAAAGCAACUAACCCUGAUGUGCAAUCAGCUAACGGCCAAGAGACUCAGUUGACCAGAAUGGUUGGCAAGAUUGAUGAAGAGACCUCAAAAUCUGAACAUCCAAAUUCUGAAACUACUGAAUCAUCAUUGCCAAGUCUUAUGAGUAAAGGUAGAAAUCAACAUGUCCAUGAAAUGGAAACCAUUGGUAACAAGGAUGGAAAACCUUUAGAAAUGGAACAGAUCAAUUUACCAAACCAAAGUGCUGCCACUGUGGUAGCAACUCCAGAGUCUCAACAGGCAAAUUCCGAAAUCAGAGUUUCACCAUUACAAAGUCUAGUAAAGGAGAAAAAACAAGUGACUUUUGGUGAGAAAGAUGGAAAUUUAAAAGAAACUAUGGAUGAAAAAUCUGAGACAAGCCAGGGAGCAAGACAAGAAAUUCCUGAGGAAACAACAGUCAGCCAGGUUAAUCAAAUGCCAAGUUCCUUGAGUCAAGAUGGUGAAGAAACUAGAGAUGAGGCUAAAGUAAAGGACACCUUGUCAGAAAGUUUAGGUAAUGAAUUUGUAAUCAUUAACCCAAAUAAAGACACUGGAAAUCUCCAAGAGCUCAACUGCUCUUUUGAAAUAGAGCAAAAUGUAGACAAAAAGAGACCCAGUGAAGAGAAAUUACAGGUAGCUAAACAUUUAACUAAUAAAUCCCCAAAUCAAUCAAAUGCAGAUGCUGAAGUUGAAGAGAAGGGGCAUGGUAAAGUUGGAGGUUUGUUGAAUGAAAAAACGGAACAUUUGGAGGAGAUCUAUACUGAUGUAAAACAAGAAAAGGAAAUAAUAAAAUCACCUGAAGGCUACAAAGACUCAAAAACAGACCUGAAAUGUACACCAAAGUCAGUACAAGAAGAAGCUUCAAAAGAGAUGACACCAAGUCAAUUUCAGGAGGUCAACAUCACAGCCACCAAUGUUCAAAGUCCUGAAGGAACUCAAGAAAAGGCUACAGGUAAGGCCCAUUCACAUAUAACCCAAAACAAGACUACAUGUAAAGACGACUCUAAUGAAACAAAAGAAAAGACUACAAGUAAGGACCAGUCAAAAGAAAAUCAAGACAGGAUGACAAGUGAGGGCCAAUUAAAUGGAACUCAAGACACCACUAUAGGUAAGGACGAUUCAAAUGAAGCUGAAGAUAAGCCAACAAGUAGGAACCAAUUAAAUGAAACUCAGGAAGAGACUGCAAGUAAAGACCAAUCAAUUGCUAUUCAAGAAAACACGACAAGUAAGGCCCAAUCACCUAUAACUCAAAACAAGACUAUAAGUAAGGACAAAUCGAAUGAAACUCAAGACACAACUACAAAUGAAUUCCAGACAAAGGAAAGUCAAGACAAGACUACAACUAAGGAAAAAACAAAUGAAUCUCAAGAAAAGACUGAAAGUAAGGACCAAUCAGAGGAAACUCAUGCAAAAAAAGAAAGUGGGGGUCAAUCAAGUGAACUUCAAGAAAAGAGUGCAAGUAAGGAUCAAUCAGAUGAAACUAGAGACAAUAAUGCAAGUGGGGGCCAUUUAAAUGAACUUCAAGAAAAGACUGCAAGUAAGGACCACUCAAAAGAAAAUCAAGACAAGACUGCAAAUAGGGGCCAAUCAGAUGAAAUUCAAGACAAGACUACAAGUAAGGUUCAAUUUAAGAAAACUCAAGAUGGGACUACAAGUAAGGAGCAAUGCAAGGAAACUCAAGAUGGGACUACAAGUAAGGACCAACUCAAGGAAACUCAAGAUGGGAUUACAAAUAAUGUUCAAUUAAAGGAAACUCAACAUGGGACUACAAGGAAGAACCAAUCAAAUGCAACUCAAGAUAAGACUACAACUAAGGAUCAAACAAAUGAAUCUCAAAAAAAGACUGCAAGUAACGACCAAUCAGAUGAAACUCAAGACAAAAAUAAAAGUGGGGGCCAAUCAAGUGAACUUCAAGACAAGACUGUGAGUAAGGGCCAAUUAAAUGAAGUGCAAGACAUGUUUAUAAGUAAGGACCAAUCAAAUGAAACUCCAGAAAAGCCUAAAAUUAAGGACCAAUCCAAAGAAAUUCAAGACAAAACCACAAGUGAGGAUCAAUCAAAGAAAACUCAAGAUAAGAUUAUUAGAAAGGAUCAAUCAAAUGAAACUCAAGACACAACUACAAAUAAAUUCCAAACAAAGGAAAGUCAAGACAAGACUACAACUAAGGAUAAAACAAAUGAAACUCAAAAAAAGACUGCAAGUAAGGACCAAUCAGAUGAAACUCAAGACAAAAAUAAAAGUGGGGGAAAAUCAAGUGAACUUCAAGACAAGACUGCGAGUAAGGGACAAUUAAAUGAAGUGCAAGACAUGUUUAUAAGUAAGGACCAAUCAAAUCAAACUCCAGAAAAGCCUAAAAUGAAGGACCAAUCCAAAGAAAUUCAAGACAAAACCACAAGUAAGGAUCAAUCAAAGAAAACUCCAGAUAAGUUUCAGAGGUCAGUGAAUGUAAAUACCAUGUCGAGGCUUGAAAUCACAAAAGACACAGCAUCCACUGUAAAUGGUGACCCAGACACAAUUACUGCAAAACUAGAUCAAGAAAAAUUAACUGGGUCUGAGCCAGAGACAAUAAGAAAAGAAGUUCAAGUGAAGCUGAUAGAAAAGCAGAGUGGCAGGGAGACCCAGGAUUCUGGUCUACUUUGUUAUAAAGAAAAAUCUGAAGAUCAGGAUACAUCUUCGGAGGUUUUGUUAGGUAAAACAGCAACUCCGAACUAUAUUACUGAAGUUUGCAACCAAGAAUUCCAGACACCCAAAACUAUAACAGGAAAAGAUGAGGAUUUACCAAAACCAGUUCAAGAACUCAAAGAUACAAGUUCUGACCCUAAAACGAGACAAUGUACAGGAAAAAUAACUAAGAUAACAGAAAGCCAGCUUACCAGCCCCACGAGUCCAAGUGCUGAAGAUGCUAAAGAAUUAUCGGAAGAUGUUAAAAGAAAAGCAUUCGGAAGCACCUCUAGCAAACUUGACAUUUUUGAUGAAAAGUCCAAACUGGAAACUGAUCAGUCAGCUAUGUCUCUAAGUCAAAAUGAAAAUCUUGAAGAAGAACUAGGGAAUCUAAUGAUUGAAGUUAGCAAGAAAACGAUUAAACGUGAAACCCAAGAUCAUGAAAGCACAGCUGAACCUAAAGGUUGCCAUGGAGUUGACCUCCAGGAAUUACCAUUAUCAGCUGUAGAACAGGCCCAGAAGUCCUCAAUUAGUACAAAAGAAAAUGCAUGUGCCUCACAAGUUCAAGAACUGUCACCACAACAUGAAUACCCCAAAACAGACCAAAAGGAAAAACUUCCGGCAGUGAUAAUAGGAGAUUUGAAGACUGAGAUUCAAGAUCUGAAUGCCAGAACUGGUCAGAUUGUUGAGCAUCCUAUAGAACAAUCUGUACAAAUCAACCUAUCACCAGUUAGCUUGACUGAAAAUAAAAAAGUACCUAAAUCAGGCACUUUAAAGGACUCAAGUAUCCCACCAUUUGAAGAUGGCAAAGUUGAGGUUAAGGAAAUCUUAGAUGCAAAAUCCUCUAAUGACUCUGCAGUAAAAGAAGUUCAGAAGGAAAUACCAAAUGUUGCAAAAAAUAAAUCUAAUCAGAAUGAUGCAAAACAGAAUACAAAUAUCACUACUUUGGAACAAAAUCUUCCAAACACAGCUGUUUGCACAGAGCAAAAGGGAAAAUACCCCAUUGCUUCAGCUCAAGGAAUGCUUGGAAAUGAUAAUCUGAAGAAUGCUAAGGGCUCUGAAGGAACAACUCAUAAACCUGGGUCAUUUACAGAAAUGUCCACUGUAGAAGCAGGUUAUAAGGAGGGUGCACAAGAGAUUCUGACAAAGGAAACAACUCCAAACCGAAAUUCUGUCAAUGUUUUGUCUACACCUAAACAGAUCCCAUCUGCUUGGUUGGAUGUGGAAGAUCGUCACAAAAAGAAAAAGGGACGUAGAAGAAAUGAAGAUGAGACAGUGAGUGAUGAUGAAUUUAUUGAGCCUGAUGCAAUUAGUGACUUUAUAAAUAGUGUGAGGGAAGGAGGAAUCCCCUUUUCACUACCUCGAAAGAGACAUAUUCGGAAAAAACUUCCAUCUCCCCCAUUGCCAGCCAUCAGGGAGGACCAUUUUGAGCGCACCUUUGAUCCACAGGAAUUCCAGUUUGGCUUAAGAAAAAAUGAUAAACGUAUGAACCUUUCUCCUGCUAUGAUAAUUAAACAGAAAGCUGCCAAUAGGGAUGGUCCAACCUCUCAUUCUGAAGAGAAUUGUACUUCAGUAGAUCCACUGACAACUAAGAAGACUGAAGGAGAAGAUGGGGACAAAGAGUCUCAUGUUGAAGCAGGAAAAGCAGAGGGGCAAGACAAUGGGCCGGGUAAGAUGACCUCAAGACUUGAGAGGAUGUCCAUUCUCACAGGCUUGUUAAGCUCCCCUCGUACCUCCAGGAAGGCAAGAGCAGAAGCUUCCUCUCCCUCAAAUGACACAGUUCCAUCCAACCAGCAACAAGCCAUGCCUUCAGUUGGACUGCAGGAAGCUAUUGCUUCGCCUCUGCCUGUGGCCCUUGAUGAUAAUGGGAGCAUACAAGGUACAGAUCAAAGCCAGAUAACAAAAGGUGGAGCAGAUGCAGUUAGUGAGUCAACACUUAGCUCCUCCUCCGCUCCUCCUCUGCCAGCAUGCUCCGAGACAAAGCUUCCUGAUCAUUUAGAGAAAUACCUUAAGAAAGACGAAAGGGAGCCAGAGGCCUCCGUGGACUCCACACAGACAGCUGACGUGACCCCUCCGGCUCUCAACCACACGUCAAUUCCAAACAUAUCUGUUGUGGAUGUGGACCAGACAAACCCUACAGCAAUGCCUUCUAUCACAAACUACACUGAUGAAAUAUCUCACAAUCGAAUUCACACAGCUAAGAAACCUUUAGUUAGAGGACAUCACAGAAGACCUGGAAAGAUUGUCAUACACGAAAAUGCUCAGUUUGGUGGUGAGGCAUAUGAAAUCUACGGUGACAUAGAAGAUUCAACCACAAUGAAGCUAUCUCCUGUGAUAUCAGUGAAAGUCGUCAGAGGAUGCUGGCUUCUCUAUGAAAAGCCCGGCUUCCAAGGCCGUGUUAUUGCACUGGAGGAAGGUCCCAUGGAGCAGAUAGUGAACAUCUGGGCAGACGAGGGAACUCCUGAGACGUUAAACCAAAUGGAUCAGCUUGUUCCAACCACACCAAUGGUUGUAGGUUCCCUUCGCCUGGCAGUCAGAGAUUACAGCACUCCCAGAAUCGACCUGUACUCAGAGGUCAACGGACUGGGAAUUAUGUCAUCUUAUUGUGAAGACACGCCAGAACUUGGCUCCUUUGGGAUCCCACAAACCACAGGAUCGAUUAAGGUUCACUCUGGAGUAUGGUUGGUGUACUCUGAUCCAGGGUUUAAUGGAGUGCUUGAAGUGCUAGCGGUGGGAGAGUAUCCCCACCCCCAGAGCUGGGGUUUCCCUCAACCCUUCAUUGGCUCUCUCAGGCCGCUCCAAAUGGGACAAAUAAGGGUAGAGAAUCCGCUUGAUGUUAAGGCUCUUGUUUUUGAGAAGCCCAACUUUGAAGGACAGUGUUUGGAUUUGGAUGGAGAUGUCUACAACUUGCUGGAACAACAACAAACAGGCGGGAAGAACACAACUCUUAGUUCAGUGGGAUCAGUAAAGAUACUUGGUGGUCUCUGGGUUGGAUAUCAGGAUGCAGACUUUGAAGGUCAGCAGUACAUCCUGGAAGAGGGUGAAUAUCCUCAGUGCAGUGAGUGGGGAGGAUCUGAGGACGGGCUACUGUCCCUACGACCUGUACUUGGAGAUUUCCUGUCCCCUCACCUGAAGAUGUUCAAGGAGCCUGACUUCAAUGAGCGCGGGAUUCAUACAAACCUGGUGGGUCCUGUCAUUAGCAUGGAGGAUGUCGGCCACAGCACCAAAACCCAGUCAAUCAUCAUCACUGCAGGAGUCUGGUUGGCGUUUGAACAGCCGGGGUUCAGUGGAGAGGUCUAUGUUCUGGAGAAGGGUAUGUACUCCUGUCCUGAGGACUGGGGGGCACAGAACUUCAGGAUUUCAUCCAUACAGCCAGUCUUUCAUGACAUGCUGAUGGGAACUCCAAAGUUUAAGGUUCAGCUGUUUUCUGAACCAGACUUUCAGGGGAGGCUGCUGGCGCUGGAGGACAGUAAAGAUGACCUGGAUGGGGAUUUCACUCCAAAGUCCUGUAAAGUGAUGGCUGGCAGCUGGGUGGCAUAUGAGGAAGCGAUGUUUAAAGGGAACAUGUACGUCCUGGAGGAAGGAGAGUACCCUAACACAGACGCCAUGGGCCUCAUGUCAUCAGACUGUGUCCUUCGAUCACUGCAGACAACCGGGCAUGCAUUUUCCCUGCCCUAUAUCGUCUUGUUUAAUAAAGUUGACUGCAGAGGUCGCAGAAUUGCUUUGACGAGCGGAACUGUAAAUUUGCAGCAUGGAGGCAUGGAUGCUCGUAUACGCUCCCUAGUGGUGGAGGGAGGAAUGUGGGUGCUGUAUGAGGAUAACAACUACAGAGGCCGACAGCUGUUUUUGCAUCCAGGUAAAGUGCACGACUUUUGCAAGAACAGCGGGUGGCAGCGGAUAGGCUCUCUCCGUCCGCUCAUGCAGCAGAAGCCGAUGUAUUUCCGUCUACGGAACAGGGAGACAGGAUUUUUGAUGUCCCUGACUGGAACGCUGGAUGACAUCAAACUGAUGAGGGUCCAGGCUGUGGAGGAGACGGGCGGGGCUGAGCAGCUCUGGCUCUAUCGGGACGGACAAAUAUCAUGCAAGUUGCUAGAGGAAUACUUCCUGGAUAUUUCAGGCAGCAUGGUGAUGGCAGGUAGCCGACUUUGCAUUUCUCCAGAGCCAGGCAAAGAGAGCCAGCAGUGGAGUGUCACACGGGAUGGAUUAGUUCGCACCAAGCUUGAUGCAAAUCUCAUCCUGGAAAUAAAAGGCGGUCAUCAGUACGACAAGAACCAGAUCAUCCUGAACAACUUUGAUGAAAGGAAGAUGAUCCAGAGGUGGACUUUAGAGAUCCUGUGAUCCGAUGAGGUCUAA
Cyprinodon variegatus (sheepshead minnow) is the source of this 11774-nucleotide messenger RNA. It is a transcript of the gene crybg1a, whose product is annotated as absent in melanoma 1. The record is from RefSeq and is a predicted model, not a curated record. NCBI's taxonomy places the organism in Eukaryota, Metazoa, Chordata, Actinopteri, Cyprinodontiformes, Cyprinodontidae. The coding region runs from base 36 to 11759 and encodes 3907 amino acids. The transcript has 23 exons.